Molecule: messenger RNA, 790 nt
Organism: Paramuricea clavata
Lineage: Eukaryota; Metazoa; Cnidaria; Anthozoa; Malacalcyonacea; Plexauridae
Source: the annotation of a GenBank genome assembly
AUGGAACAUGUUGAAGAGUUAAAAUGGCACCGCUUUCCUACGAAAGACGAAGAUAGAAAAAGGAAGUGGGCUUCACUUGUGGCCAAAGGGAGAUGUGAGUUUGUUCCAACUGAUAACAGCCGCAUAUGUUCAAACCAUUUUUCAGAUGGCAAACCCACCAAUAAAAAUCCAAAUCCCAUACUUUAUUUGACAUUAGAUGACUACCGACACCCAAAAAAAUUAAAUUUACGAGAGAGUCCUUCAAAAAAAAGAAAAGUUUCCUCAUGCAGCCCUCAGCCUUCAUGUUCAACAAUUGAUGAACAGGAGGAAUGUUCAGAAAACCCUAUUCCUGCUAUUGAUAAUGUCAACAUUGCCAUUGCAAUGCAGUUUGCUCAAAUUACUAGAGAAAGUGAUGUUAGAUUUUUUACUGGGUUUGAGAGCACAAAAAGUUUCCAAGAAAUAUUCAACUUUUUAGUGCCAAGAGCACGACUGAUGAAAUAUUGGGAAGGUGUAAAAAGAAGUUCCGGUGUAGAGAGAGAAGAACCUAAUCAGCAAAGAAUUGAUACCAUAAUAUUAUCAAAUGUGUAUGCGGAAGGAUCUGUAUUGCCCAUUAACAAACCAGGACCUCAGCGAAAGACUACUUUAGAACAAGAAUUUUUAUUAACUGUCAUGAGAUUGCGUCUGGGAUUGCUCAUUAAGGACUUGGCUUUUAGAUUUCAAAUUUCAACCACCAGAGUUUCUCAAAUCUGGAUAACUUGGGUCAAGCUUUUAUCGAAAGAACUACGGCACCUCAUUAUAUGGCCAUCUAAAG